UGCUCAUUUAUGCGGAAGCCGGGUUUCUGCCAUAGUAGACAAGUCAUCCCCUAAACAAAACUUACAACGCAUGUAUAAACCUCUAGGAUAACUCGACUUUAUUUCAUUAAUUGGUGAACCAUGUCAGAGAUUGAUAGCAAUCCCUUUGCUGACCCACAAGCAGCAAAUCCGUUUGCGGACCCGUCUGUUCAGCAGGCAAGAGGUGGUCAGCAAGCUGGAACUGGGGCAGUAGAUGAUUACAAUCCGUUUGCGGAGGGAAAUCAGACGAGGCCCACCGCAGGGUCAAUGAGUGGUGAACCAUUAUUAAAACAUGGACCAAAUGACACCUACUCUUCGCAAACUAUACCCCCUCCACAGGCAGCUCCGACGCAGCCAGCAAUAAUGCAGCCGUCAAAUGAACCUCCCCCUUACACGGAGAGUUCAGCUCAGAGAGUCAACACAGAUGACCUACAAAAAAGACAAGAGGAAUUAGAGAGAAAAGCUGCAGAACUACAAAGGAAAGAACAAGAAAUGAAAAACAUGCAGAUUAAUGAUCGAGCAAACAAUUGGCCACCUCUUCCCAAAUUCUGUCCAGUUGGACCUUGUUUUUAUCAAGACUUCAGUGUAGAUAUUCCUAUGGAGUUCCAGAGAACUGUGAAAUUCGUUUACUACAUUUGGUUAUUUUAUGCGUGUGUUCUCUUUCUCAACAUAUGGGCCAGUUUGGCGUAUUUCAUUGCUGACUCUAGCGGGGGUGCUACAUUUGGCAUGUCCAUUGUGUGGUUUGUCCUGUUCACCCCUUGCUCAUUUAUAUGUUGGUACAGACCCCUGUACAAAGCAUUCAGAUCAGACAGCUCAUUCAGCUUUUUCGUAUUUUUCUUCAAUUUUUUCUUCCAAGCCAUUUGUUGUAUUGUCAUGUUGAUAGGCAUCACAGAUUUCACAGUUGGCAUCUUCAAUGGCCUGACAAUGGCCGGACACAAGAAUGAUGGGGAGGGAGUCAGCCACUUGGGUGCUGGACUGGCCAUGAUUUUUGUGGGAAUCAUGUUUGGCCUCUUAGCCCUGUUAGAAUUUGUUAUGCUUGUUAAGGUGCACAGAAUCUACAGAAGCACGGGAGCUAGUUUUGACAAGGCCAAGCAGGAAUUCUCGACCGGGGUCAUGAGGAAUGAGACUGUGCAGGGCGUGGCCUCUAAUGCCGCCCAGGGAGCAGUCAAAGGCAUGGCCAGUCAGUACGGGUCCAACAACAAGUAUUGAAGCAUCACAUAUGCCCUCGCCCAGGGCCAUAUUGGGAUCAUAGGAGAUUACAUGUUAGAGGUGUGCCCUGAAGACGUAAAGCAUUCAUUGUGUAUGAACUUUGUGGUACUGAAGUAUUUUUUAAGUUAUGGAGUUAUAGUUUAUUUAUAUUUUCAUUUGUUAUUGAAUGGCAAAGACUUGUAGUCGUGUGUGGACAUUUGUGAAUGUCAGAUCCAUGGUUCAUGUACAAGAAGUCUAAGACGUUUCACCCAGUAAACAUGUUUAGAGAGCUAUAAGCAUCCCCUGCUUUAUUUAAGACCUUUGUAUACUUUAAAAAAAAAAAAGUAUAUUCAUUACAUCAUUAUUUGGUACUGGAUACAUUUUGCUAAUUUUAUUUAAUUAUGAUUAAUAAUGCACAAGUUUUGAUAAAGCAAAUAAGAAAUAAAAUAUAUGUAUCAAAACAUGAGGCUUGAAUCGCUUAAAAUCACAUUGCUUUUUUCCAUUUUGAUAAAAUGCAAAUAUCCGUCACUUAGGCUUGCAUGCAGAUUCAUUUUACAAUUCUUGCCAAAAAUUGAUGAUGAAAAUAAUGACAUAGUGAAUGCUGAGGUAUACAUGAACAUGUAUAAAUCAAUAGAGAAAUAGCAGUCGGAUGUCCAUCUUAAUUUCUGUUCACCAAUGGUUGUUAGAACUUAAUAACUCUCCUUAACUCGAACAUGUAAUUAUUUCUUUUUCAAUAAGAAAGAAAAUGUCCUGUGUGAAACGAUAACAAUAACAAACAGCAUCUAAUUUUUAUGUGCUGGUUUUAUUUUCAUGUAGAGAAUUAUAAGUGUUAUUUGUGUUAAUGUCUAGAAAGUGCUGAAUGUACAUGUACAUGUGUUCAAGUCAUAUUUCACUGUGAUAAGAUUUGUUAAUAAGCUAAUCAUUUUCAGAUUUGGGUAAAAUUAGAAAUUAAACAAAUACCGGUACUUCUGUUGUCAGUGAAAAUUAAACAAUUUAUUUGAUCCAAAACAAUUACUUAAAUAAGAAUUGCCAAAAAUUUCUGUAAAGACCAAUUCUUUGUGAAUUAUGGAGAACUUUGAUUAACUUUGUUUGCCUGUCCCUUUAUUUGUUAUGAUAGUGUUUAAUAGAUCUUUGUCCAUUACUCAUGUAGCCCUUGCUCUUCUCUGUGGAACGGGAAGACUUUCAACAAUCAUAUCAUUUUCCAUGUACUUGUAUGCUAUAUAGUGGUUAUUAUUCUUGUCAAUGAUAAUUAUAUUCCUGUCUUCUUCUGUGUUGUAUAAUUUGAAUGAAAUUUCUAUCAUCUUGCUCCACAAAACAGAUGAGUUUCAGAUGGAUAAUUGUUCGACAUCUUUUUUUCUUCUUUUUUAUCUAAUUCCAUUGUGGUAUGUCUUGUUUAGAGUGAAUUACUAAUACAGUGGUAUUUCAGUUCUCUUUUGGUCACAAUCUUAAGUCUUAUUUACUUUUCUUUAAAAAAAUGUACCUUUUCAAUAUUCAACCUUAAAAUCUGCACUGUCUUUGAACAGGUAAUUCUCAGUGCAUCACGUAGAAUUGCAUGAAAUCCAAUGAUUUUUUUGUUAUUUUCUAGAGUAAGCACGUAGCUACUUAGCGGCAAAUGGAUUCUUGUGAUAGACAUGGUAAUAAAUUGAUGUACAUACUGUCGGUAGUUUAAUGGAACUAAGUUUUUGUUUCAUGAAGCUUUAAAUAGAAAAAUUGAAAAAAAUUGAAGUGAUGAAUAGAUAAUUAACCCAAAGAACAUUCCAAUAACGAUUUUAACAAAGUGAAAUGAACAAGCGGAUGAUGGUCGGAUUGUCAUCAGUUGCUGCAUAUGAUUGUUGUCUUUGUUUUGUGGAUAAACCAUGUAAAGAUAUGUACACCUUUCUGUUCUAAAGAAUAAACAUAUUAAAGCUGCAAAA
This is a messenger RNA of Magallana angulata, 3119 nucleotides long. Its product is annotated as secretory carrier-associated membrane protein 1-like. Gene Ontology annotation, cellular component: recycling endosome membrane; trans-Golgi network membrane. The record is from RefSeq and is a predicted model, not a curated record. NCBI's taxonomy places the organism in Eukaryota, Metazoa, Mollusca, Bivalvia, Ostreida, Ostreidae. Bases 121 to 1227 code for a protein of 368 amino acids. The transcript is spliced from 10 exons. Gene Ontology annotation, biological process: protein transport.